AUGACGCUCUCGAAUGGGCAGCCGUCGCUUUUGGACAUUGCCAAUGAUGCAGCUGCAGAUGCGCUGUUGGUGGAGUACCUCAAGCUCCGUGGAGUGAAAACAGCAGCCACACUGGCCCUGUUAGCCACAGAUGAUGCUGACCUUGACCGCGUGCUCAUUCAGCCUUUUCUGUCAGGGUGGAAGCGUGAUGAUGGCUCUAUCCUACAAGUUGGAGACUCUGAGAAACCGAUAGCGCGAGCAGUGUUUUUACACAUGUGGCAAGUGGCUCGCCAGCAUUGGCGCAAACAGAUGACGGUGACGGCCCCAGUCACCUCAACUACCACAACGGCCAGCCCUUCUGGAGCUACACCUGCUGAUGAUAAGAUACCCAAGACCUUAGCUCCUGGCAGAUGGACUUCACUUCUUGCAGCAUACCAAUCGCAACAAAUCGGAGGCAGGGACCGGAUUUUUCCGGUGCAGGAGUUGUUAGGCACAGAAGCGGUGUUGGCUCGAGUGCUGCACGAGCACGAGAACUCCAAGCUCUACACCCCCAUCCAAUUGGGGGAGUUGAUCUCCUUGCGGACCUUUCUUCCAACCGGAGAACCAAAUCCUCUGGCCAAGAAGGAUCGAGCAACCACCAAACUUCAGCUGACUGGUGGAUCUUUGGUUGAGACGGCCGAUGAACCAUGGCAGCCACGGUCCAUUCUGGCCAUUUUGGCCAUUGAGACCUUUUUCCAAUGGCUCACACGACUGGCUCGCAGUCGGCCGCAGAAGACCGACCAGUUCAGCCAAUUCUGGUUGUCUACGAGCUGGCGUUUGGCAAUGGAGAUGCGGGCAGGUCGCACGUUUGAUGAAGCGACACCCAGUUUGAUGAGAGACUUUGAUGCCUUCUCAGAGUGCAUGGCAAGAGAGCCGAGCUCAACGGUCAAGAGGGUUACGACACCUACCAGGCCCACUUCGGACUCCAAGGGUCGAGGCAAAGGCAACAGCAAAGGGGGCAAGAACAGCCGCUAUGCACCAUACCAGCGCAACUCCAGUGGCUACAACAAGCCUUGGUCUCAGUACGCAGACCGCCUUGACCGGUCUUCACCACGCUCCAUGCCAUCUCCGGAAGACAAGCAACAGACAUGGAACCGGGAUGCCUGGCAGGGAUCCGAUCUUUUUCAACCAAUUGAUGAACAGGUCAUUCUUUUGAGUUGCUUUGAUGGCAUUGGAACACCGGCUUUGAUUUUGAAGGAGUUGACUGCAGGUUUGGCGCUGCACAUCGUGUGGGAGAUUGAUUCAGAUUGUCUUCAAGUUCUUGGGCACCAUCAUCCUUCUGCGCAGCUCCGAGGAGACUUUCUGAAGGAUGAUCCUCAACAGGACGCUCCUGGAGCCCGUGGUCAGGAAGGCCAAAAAUUCACCGCCUUCUGUGCCUUCUGCAAUAAGAUUGAGAUGGCAAUACCUCACCUACGUGUGGGCUAUCUCACGGAGAAUGUCAUCAUGAAAAAGGAGGAGGCGGAUCACUUUUCAGCUCGCCUGGAUUGUCAGGCAGUGAUUUGCGACAGUUCAGAUCUUGGCUUGAUCAAUCGCCCGAGACUUUGGUGGACUCGGAUCCCUUGGUCCAAGUUGCGCAACAGCCCUGUCACAGGUCGACCACUACGAUGGAGCAAACGCGACAAACACCAUCGUCUACACCAAGAUGGCCCUCUCCAAGAAGCUCAUGAACUGGACCUUGGAGAUCAACAACUUUGCCAGAGUGUGGUGGAACACAAGGCGCGAGUGCCGUGCUUUACCACGCCAGCCCCUCAGGAAGGGGGCAGGCCAGCGCCCAAAAGAUUGAGGGGCCGCAUGUCACCACAGGAGCGGGCCAGGUGGAUUAGUGAUGACAGAACAUUUGCCCCCUGGCAAUAUGCUGAUGAAGCUUUGACUCGCGGUCCUGACGGCUCCUACUCGGUGCCAACUGCAGAGGUGAAGGAGCAAUUGCACCAACUUCCAAUGACAUACACGAAGAUCGGCACAGUCAAUGAGCGAAGCCGCCACAGACUGAUAGCCAACGGUUGGCAUGUAGGUACAGCCAAGUUCAUGUUCAUGUUAGUGCUGCAAGCCGUUCUUCUGCUACCUCGAGCCGCGAUACCGCCCUCACCUCAGCGGUCUGCGUUGCAAAUCAUGGUAGGGUACUUGGAACCUUUUCCACCAGCAUUGGGCCCGGGCAACUGGCCACUGCAACCGGCAAGUACACCGAAGAUGUCAGAUCACUGGGAUCACUGGCGCAUGGCCAUUGACACACCACACCCACUGAUGCAACCACCUCGUUUGGAACCGGGUUGGCAACAAUGUUUAGAUCUCCAGGUCUUGAUCGGAGGCAGUUUAUCGCGCCUUCGUUGUGAAGUGGUCCAAGAAGUCCAACAGAUGAUUGAAGAUGCAACCGCAGACACGAUGCAAUGGUGGCAGUCACUGCCGCCUCAUGUGGCACAGGUCUACUAUGACAAGGACAAUGACCAGAUCGCUCAGAUUCCCAUCUUGCUGCAGUUGCUUCAACUGGUGGGCAUGCCGGAUCUUGCAAUUCUGGAAAAAGACUUGACACAAGGCUUUGCCAUGUUGGGGACUUUGAACUCCGGCUCAGGCUGGCUGCCACGCACAGAUGGGAGGUAUGACCAUCCCAUAGACACUGCUGCCUUCAAACGCCACAACAAGAACUACACGAUGACAAAACUACGUAGUCAACGGGUUGACCCGGAAUGGCAGACCAUGCUGACAGAGCUCAUCAAAGAGCUUGACAAAGGGCGCAUGAGCGGCCCGUACAAGGCUCCUAGUUGGUGGCCCUUUCCAUCCCGAAGUCUCCCAGGUCGUGAGUUGCUCUCUCUGCCAUGCGAAGAGGCUUGCUUUGCUUUUUCUUUUUCUGUUCGGCAGACGGACAAGGUUCGCAGAUGUGAAGAUUUUCGACGCAGCGGGCACAAUGGCACCAUUUUGGCCAAGGAUGUGCCAUACCACCAUGACAUUGCCUCAUUUGUCAAUUUGGCCAGGGCCCAAGCUACGAUGACUGAUUUGUCAUCCAUAUGGGCUCAAGACUUGGCUGGAGCAUAUCGGCAAUUUCCAGUCCGCGAACCCAAUGAUUGCUUCUGCGUCCUGAUGACGCCAGACGGUGCCCUCAUUUUGAGACACCAUGCCAUGAUGUUCGGAGCAGCCAGCUCCGUCUGGAACUUCAACAGAGCAGCCGACAGCUUGAUGUUCCUAUGCAGGAGACUUCUGGCAGUUUCAGUGGGACACUACGUUGAUGACUUCAUUGGAAUUGAACCGGGCCACUUGGUUGUCAGCGGCUUUGAACAGUUCACAGCCCUCACACGAGCGCUUGGCUUGAGAAUGAAAGAGGCCAAGGCAUUGGCACCGCAACCCAAGCAGAAGGUUUUGGGCAUCUUGAUGGAAAUUGAACCAUCUCAGAUCGUGUUGCGCCCACACCCAGACCGUUGCGCAAAAAUGAUGGCUUCGCUCCAACGAAUUUUGCGAGCCAACCACCUGACCAAUGAGGAGGCCCAACACAUAGCAGGGAAGAUGAAUUUCCUUGCUUCAACCAUGUUUGGACAACUAGGCCGAGCAGCAUUGCAACCAUUAUAUGCACGAGCUCAUGGCCUGGCUCUAGAUGACAAAGGAUACCAACUCAACCAUCCUUUGCGAGCAGCUCUUCGCACUCUUCACUCCUUGUUGUCAGAUGUUCAACCACGACAGAUUCCACGGAAUGUACAUCGGAAGACAGCAGUUCUUUACACUGAUGCUUAUUUCGUGAUGAACGGUGUCAAACACCAAAUAGGUUCCAACAACAUUCCCAGCAAAUGGCAACCGAAGAGGUGUCCGAACUUUGAGAAUGGUUGGGGCUACGUGUUGCACUUUGACCACCGCACAUACUUUGCUGCGGGCAGACUGCCGCCAUUUCUUAUUCAGCGGUUUUGCACUCGCAAAGCAUACAUUUAUUUCCUUGAGAUUGCUGCACAGCUCAUUGGCUUUUUGGCACUGAAGUCCUUCGAUGUAAUUUUGGUGACCUCAUACAUUGACAACACUUCGGGACUCUUUGCCUUGCAGAAAGGCUACUGCAAGGAUCCUGCCAUUUGCAAUAUGGUAGCGGUUUGCUGGCGCUUCAUAGCCAAGAUGGGUUGGCACCUCAACCUCGAAUGGGUUGCAUCGGCUGAUAACAUGAGUGAUGCCGUGUCGCGUCACAAAUUUUAUGACAUGAUCUCACUACAAGCUGAGGAACAUUCACUCUGCUUGCAAGGCCUUUUCACGAUUUUGUAUCGAGUGGCAACAGAUGAAACAUAUGCUCAUACCACAGCGGUGGAUGAUCUGCUUCAACUCCAGCUGCACAAUACUUCACCUCCUCGCACUGUCAAGGUGGAUUUGGAGAGCCAGACUGCGAUGAAGUUGUCCCGCAGAUCUUCACUGCUGUUCAUAGUUUUUCUGGUGGACUUGAUCAUCGCUCUCUCGGACUUUCACUUGGGCAGUGUGUCCCAAACAGAUCAAGCAGCCAGUGCCUAUGAGACUGUGACAUCUGAUACAUUGACGUGCUACCUAGUGCGCUUGGUUGUCUUUCCCGCUUUGACCCUUUGUGCUCUCUUGGUGUAUCGCAGCACAGAGGCCCAGUCGCCUUUGAGGAAAUUUCAGCAGGCGCAAGAGGCAGAGGCAGCUGCUGAAUCGCCACCAGGAAAUGGCAAUGGCAAUGACCUACGAGUGCCUUUGGCAGAGGGCUCUGUUCCUAUGCAAACCAUGAACGGCGGAAACAGUUCCGCUCUUAGAUCCGAUGGUGUCACUUCCAGCAUUACGAGCUCGCAUGCUUUGACCUCAGGGAUGCAGCUACGGGAAGGUCUUCGAUUCAACAACCUGUUCCCUCGCUGGACUCUGGAAAUUCGCAUGUCCUUCUACAACGGCAUCAAGUGCAUUGUGUAUCACUACGACCCCAGAUAUUUGGUUCUGCAGGGGACUCUCCAGGCGUUUACGAUGGUUAUGAUCAAUGCGGAAUACUUCAUGUUGAAGAACAUACUCAACAAGUACACCGAGGAGCAAGGCGAGUCUCUUGGCCGCAAUGGCCCGCACUACGUGGCCUACCGUUGUCGCACCUGCGAUUUUGAUUUGUGUCCCAGAUGUUACCGGCAGAAAGACAAGUCCAGCGCGCGUGGCUUUGGCGCCCGAUCCCUCCGGGGAGAUGGCGAACAAAUCACCACUUGGACAUACUUCAAGCGAAUCGUGGAGCUGGCGAUGGAUUUCUGGCCCACCCUGGUUGCAGCAGUCGUUGCCCUGGUAACCACACAGAGUUUGCAGAUCGCAGCGCCCAACCUCCAAGGAAAGAUUUUUGACAGCAUCAUUGGAUACCUUCAACAUCCAGAGAUAGGGCGUGGUCGCUUCGAAAGUGCCAUUUUUACCUACCUCAUCGUGUUAGCGUUGCAAGGUGCAUUCAGUGGCUUGAAGUCUUUAGCCCAGGAGCUGGUCCAGCGACGCAUGGCAAUGUCCGUGCGCAUGAAGCUCUUUGCCAGCGUCAUCCGCAUGGACAUCGCCUUCUUCGAUACGAUGCACACGGGGCAGUUGACUUCGCGCAUGACCAACGAUGUAAGUCAGAUGACAUCACCGCUGAAUACACUCUUGAAUGACCUCCUGGCAAAUGUGCUCCUGCUAGUGGGUGGCAUGUUGAUGGCGUUCAAGACAUCAUGGAAGCUGUCAGUCUUGGCGCUGACAAUUGUUCCUCCAAUCACCUAUAGCUACAGAGCCUACGCCAAAUGGGCUCGGAAGGUCACCCGCUCCAUCUACUGCGCCUUGGGCGAGGCCAAUUCCACGGCCACGGAUGCCAUCGGCAACAUCCGCACGGUGCGUGGCUUCUCCACCGAACAAUUUGAGGCGAACAAGUAUGCAGACAGUGUCAACACUGCACUGGGCCACGGAGUGAAGAACGCUUACGUGGGAGCAACAGUCACUGCAUUUUCUAUGUACUUGAAUCUGGGUACAGCGGUGUUGAUUCUGUGGUAUGGCGGACAGCUUGUCUGCGAUUCAAAGGGUCAGAUUAUGAGCAUUGGUUCCUUGAUCACUUUCCAACUGUACUGGAAUAUGAUGAACAAUGCUUUCAUCUCUUUGGGCAACGUCUUCAACGACUUGAUUCGAUCCUCGAGUGCCGCAGAGCGAGUGCUGUCCUUGAUCGAUGCACGGCCAGAUGUGAAUCCAGAUGAGGGAGAAGUCGUGAAGCGCAAUGAAUGCAAAGGAUACCUGCAGCUCAAAGGAAUUCAGUUUCGCUAUCGAUCACGGCCAGACACCCUUGUGUUGAAAGGUGUUGAUGUGGAGAUGCCACCAGGUACAACCACGGCCUUAGUCGGCAAGAGUGGAGGUGGGAAGAGCACAUUGGUUCAUUUACUGAUGCGUUUCUAUGAGCCAACAGCCGGACAAAUCAUAUUGGAUGGCAAGGAUACAAAGUCGCUGUCCUCCAAGAGCGUGCGCGAGUGUUGUGGCUUUGUAGCCCAAGACACCCAGCUCUUUACCUGCUCCAUUGAAGAGAAUCUCGCGUACGGUCUUGGAAGAGAACAUUCCAAGGACCGCGGUCAAUAUCACAAUGACAUAAAUUUGCAGGAAGAAGUCGUCGCGGCUUGCAAAGCAGCAAAUGCACAUGAGUUCAUUCUGGAAAUGGAAGAAGGCUAUGACACUCGUGUCGGAGAGAAAGGCAUCAUGCUGUCUGGAGGGCAGAAGCAGCGCUUGGCUGUGGCUCGCUGCUUUCUGCGAAGACCCAGGAUGCUCUUCUUGGAUGAAGCUACCAGUGCACUUGAUGCCGAGAAUGAAGCGAUCGUACAGCAGGCACUGGAGAAACUCCUUUACGAACUCAAUAGUACAGUGGUUCUGAUUGCUCACCGUCUGAGUACCGUCAUCAACGCCACCCAGAUUUGUGUAAUUCACAAGGGCCUCAUUGUGGAGAAGGGCACCCAUGAUGAAUUGGUGGCGCAAGGAGGUGUCUAUGCCCAGCUCGUGAGUAGGCAGCUGUCGCGAGAUGCAAGCGCCGUCAUGGGUGAAAAGAAAGCAAAGGACGCCAAGAAAACCAACCAGACUGAGAUUGAUGUUCCUUGGCUGAAUCAGGUAUAUGAAGCCACUGCUCAGGAAUUCCCCUGGCGUUGCCACGGCAUUCGGCGACCAGAGUUUGACUUGCGAACCGCACAGACUCAUGCCACGGAAGUAGACUAUGAGCAAAACAUGGGGCGCAUCACCUUGAAAUAUGUCUUCCCAGAAGAGUUGUCGGCGCUGUGUGCGGCGGAUCUUCUGGUGGAGCUCCGCAGCUGGGAGUUGAAAGUCAAGGCUUCAAACAGACCAGACCUUGACUCGUACCUGGCAGUUCUCAAUGGGAGUUUGUAUGGAGAUGUCCGACGAGAUCUCUCCUGGUGGACUUUGGAAAACGAGGGCGAUCGAAUGGUAUUUACCAUUCAGCUGGCGAAGCGAGAGCACAAGGCCUGGAAUGCUGUUUGGAAGCCUGGCAUGAACCAUCAUCGCAAGAGUCACUUUGGCUGGACCCCAGCAACGCGAAGCUUGAAAAAAGCCGAAGAGAUCUUGACAAAGGUCAAAGCUGGCCGCAUCACCAGCAAAGAGGAUGCCUUCGUCAUUCGAAGGGAAGACUUGUGCGCCGCUCUGGAGGAUGGUCAAGAUGACCAGAAAGCCAUCUACAGAAUCCAUCUCGACAAGGCAGCGUUGGACAAGGCGUGCGAGACUGUGUGCCUCGCAGAUAUUUUUGGUGUAGAUGUCAUGGAGCAGUACCUCAAAGUUUUUAUCAGAGGUGAUGAGAAGUCUCCAAUUCUAAUGGGGCAGCUCUUUGACAAGAUUCAGCCGGAUCAAAGCCGCUGGGAGAUCGUGAAGGCUGCUGCUCCUAUGGAGGAUGAGUCGGGAAAGACACCCAGCAACCUUUACAAUACAUGUUUGCAGGUAACCCUCACAAAGGCGAAGGCUUCCAAGAAGCACUGGCCGCACCUGAUGGUAGAAAACGAGUUGGUUCUUCAGAGAGAAGCAGCACCGGCUAUUGAGGAGCUCCAGGCGAAGUCCAUCCGUGCUCCCUCACCUGAUCGCAGCGCUUGGUCUCCACAGGAACUUGCGAAAGAGUUCAAGGCCAAGGCAGAUAGUUGCUUCAAGAGCUCCGGAUGGCGCGAUGCAGUUGUGUACUACACUCGGGCUUUGAGCCACACGCCAGAGGAUGAGAAGCUCCACUCGAAUCGCUCUGCAUGCUAUGUGAAGCUGAAAAAGUUUGACAAGGCCUUGGCAGAUGCAAAGAAAUGUUGCUCCCUGAAGCCCGACUGGUCCAAGGCCUACUUCCGAAUUGGCCAAGCCCAUCGCGGCUUACGCCAGUGGGAGGAAGCCGUGGCCGCGUUCAAAGAAGGGCGGUUUCGAGAGCCGACAAACAAGGAGUGGGAGAAGGAGAUCACGAAGACUGAGGAUGAACAGGAGAGGUGGGAUGCCCAUGUGAGGGAGCAACGAAAGUUGAAGCGCGAAGCCGACCUGGUGACGGAGCUGAAUGAGGCGACGGUUGUGGCCGAAAGGGAGGCCAUGGUGGCAGUGGCUGAGCAGGCUCAGCCAAGAUUUGAAUCUUGA
Molecule: messenger RNA, 8547 nt
Organism: Cladocopium goreaui
Lineage: Eukaryota; Dinophyceae; Suessiales; Symbiodiniaceae
Source: the annotation of a GenBank genome assembly